Molecule: messenger RNA, 3378 nt
Organism: Archocentrus centrarchus (flier cichlid)
Lineage: Eukaryota; Metazoa; Chordata; Actinopteri; Cichliformes; Cichlidae
Gene: rbpja
Product: recombination signal binding protein for immunoglobulin kappa J region a
Exons: 11
Coding region: 220-1590 (456 amino acids)
Biological process (GO): regulation of transcription by RNA polymerase II
Cellular component (GO): nucleus
Molecular function (GO): RNA polymerase II cis-regulatory region sequence-specific DNA binding; DNA-binding transcription activator activity, RNA polymerase II-specific
Source: RefSeq, a predicted model, not a curated record
UUGUUGUGGCGUCUGCCCUCUUGCCCGCCGCCCCUCCCUCGCCCUCUUCUCACCCACUUUGCCCCGUCACGGUCUCCUCCCUCUUUCUCUCCCUUCUUUUCCUUCCAGUCUGCUUCUUUCUGUUGUGCCGUUGGCUUUGGCGAGGGAGCUGGGGGGGUGGGGAGGGAUCUCGCGAUUGUUGGGAUUUUUUUUUUUCCGGGGGGGAGAGUUAUUCGGAAGAUGGCGCCCGUUGUAACGGGGAAGUUUGGUGAGCGAGCCCAACCACAGCGACUGACAAGGGAGGCUAUGAGGAAUUACUUGAAGGAAAAAGAUGAUCAAACAGUGCUCAUUCUGCAUGCAAAAGUUGCGCAAAAGUCAUAUGGCAAUGAAAAGAGAUUUUUCUGUCCUCCACCGAGUGUGUAUCUGAUGGGCACCGGAUGGCAAAAGAAGUUAGAAAAAAUGGAGAAGGAGGGCUGCACUGAGCAGGAGGCCCAGCCUUGUGCGUUCAUUGGAAUAGGCAACAGUGAGCAGGAGAUGCAGCAACUCAAUCUGGAAGGGAAGCACUUCUGCACAGCUAAGACGCUUUAUAUCAGUGACUCUGAUAAAAGGAAGCACUUCAUGCUAUCUGUGAAGAUGUUGUAUGGAAACAGCGCCAACAUUGGAGUCUUCCUCAGCAAGAGGAUCAAGGUCAUCUCCAAGCCUUCCAAGAAGAAACAGUCCUUGAAAAAUGCUGAUUUGUGUAUAGCAUCUGGGACAAAGGUGGCCUUGUUUAACCGCCUGCGUUCCCAGACAGUCAGUACCAGAUAUCUCCAUGUGGAGGGGGGAAACUUUCAUGCCAGCUCCCAACAGUGGGGUGCCUUCUACAUCCAUCUCUUGGAUGAUGAUGAGUCUGAAGGGGAGGAGUUUGCUGUAAGAGAUGGCUACAUUCACUAUGGCCAGACAGUCAAAUUGGUUUGUUCUGUUACUGGCAUGGCCCUGCCCAGACUGAUCAUUCGAAAAGUGGACAAGCAAGCAGCAUUAAUGGAUGCUGAUGACCCAGUGUCCCAGCUUCACAAGUGUGCUUUCUACCUGAAGGAUACAGACAGGAUGUAUCUCUGUCUUUCACAAGAGAGGAUCAUCCAGUUCCAGGCUACACCAUGCUCCAAAGAGACCAACAAGGAGAUGAUUAAUGAUGGUGCUUGCUGGACUAUCAUUAGUACUGACAAGGCAGAGUACACCUUUUAUGAGGGCAUGGGCCCCGUCACCACACCAGUAACACCCGUACCUGUGGUUGAAAGUCUGCAGUUAAAUGGUGGAGGAGACGUUGCUAUGUUGGAGCUGACAGGACAGAACUUCACCCCUAACCUCCGAGUGUGGUUUGGAGAUGUGGAGGCAGACACCAUGUACAGGUGUGGGGAGAGCAUCCUCUGUGUGGUGCCAGACAUCUCUGCCUUUAGGGAGGGUUGGCGCUGGGUGAGACAGCCAGUUCAGGUCCCUGUCACACUGGUUCGCAAUGAUGGAAUCAUCUAUGCCACUGCCUUAACCUUCACGUACACCCCCGAACCAGGGCCGAGACCUCACUGCAGUGCUGCUGGGGCUAUUCUGCGGUCACACAGCACUUCUUCAUCAUGACCUGCAUCCUCAUCCUCACCUUCAUCUUUGAUGGGUGGGCUCGGGGAUGGCCCACGCGGCUUAGAGCAGCAGUGACUCGGGUAUGUCUUCGGGGACUUCAACUAUGUCGGUGCUCUCAUAAUAAAACUCGUUUUGUGGUUGUGUUCUAAGUGACCGAGUGAGAAAAUGUGGACAUUUACUCCAAAGAGGCUCAUGGACCUGUGAAGAAUUGCACAGAAGCAAAGAAGUUCUUUUGGAGGAACUGUGAAACUAUGAGCAGUGCUGGAGAGCUUUGGGGGGGGGACAGCUUCAAAGUCAUUGUGAUAACUGACUCUGUACUGUAUCGCCCUCUUGUGGGUUGUUGUGGACAUAUCGUAGGCUCCACUCAGAGUACGGUGAUAUCCAUGCUCUUCAUGUAAAAGAAUGUGACCUAUCUAACUCCCAUAGAAACAUCAUUUGUAAAAUAACCUUUUUGUUUUUAUAUACUUGGGUGUUUGGAAGUUGCCUUCUCUGUGCUUUCUUACUACCACCAUUAUUUUUGCAGAAAAAGAACGGUUGAUGUAACUGUGUUGAGCAAGGGAAAAUUUGUAAGAGUAACAUAGUUUUUAUUGGACCAAGGAAUAUUAUUAUAUUAUUUUAUUCAUAUUGUAUUUUAUAAGCUUUUUCUGAGGUACAUUUUAUGUAUGAUACACUGCAUAGUAAGUUCAGUUUGUUACCAAUAUAGUUUUUUCGUAUUGUUUCGUAUUGUUGCCUGUUUUGUCUCAAUUGAGUCAAGAUGGAAACAUCGUUUCAUUACAGCUUCUCACCUUUUUCUUCACUUUUGUUCUUUAAAGCUUACUCGCUCGCUGUCAUUAACAGUUCUGUGUGUUGCAAUGAAAAAGAGUCAAUCAGUCUUUUUGUUUUUAAAGAGGCACUUUAGAAAAUGACAUCUCUGUCUGCCUGCAGUUAUUGGCUUGGCUGUUUUACAUUUUCCAGGCCACUGAACAGUUUCUUGUUAAUGUUUUAUAUCAAAGAUGAAAAUUUUAAUGAAUGUAGUGCGCGCGCGCGCGUGUGUGUGUGUGUGUGUGUGUGUGUGUGUGUUUGAUCAGAUGUAAUACACUUUGAGAGUGUUCUCUUUUUAAUGAUCUUGCUCUUUUUGUACUCUGUAUACUCAGUCACAAAUUUAAGCAAGCAGUUUCUCUUGUUUCCGUCUUUCUUUUGUUUCAUUUAAGUGAAGCCUUUUAAAAAGUUUCUCAUCUCUUGCAUAUUUUCAGAGAAUGGCCAAGAAGCAAAUAACGAACAUCAAAACUUUUUUGCCCCGUUGAUGAGCUGAUCUUUAGUUUGGCCUGAGAUUUCAAGGGUUUUAAGUUGAGCUCAUCACGCUCGUGUGUUGGGGGGAAAAAAAUACCAUCUGUGUAGCUUCAGAGCUACAAAGUGCACCAGUUUAUCAUUAGUGUCAAGCUGAAGACACCUGAAAGCAAGCACAGCAGAGCUAACUUACACCAGCAGCUUUGGCUGUGCUUUUGGGUUGUAUGCGAUGGGUUACUUUGUUACCAGCUACUUCAUAAACUGUCUGACGCCCUGUUGAACACUACCUACAGAAUCUGUCUUGCUUAUGUACAAAGAGACAGUAUAUUAUUGCAUUAUGGUUUUAUAUUGUGUAUAUGAUGCUUCUUUCUUCAUGGCAAUAAUAAUUUGUCUGGUACCAGUUACAGUAAAAAUAAGAGAUUGACAGGAAGAAAAGGCUGUGGGUUGGAGACAAAUUCCCAGCCUGAAUUUUUUUUGUUUCAUUCCACGUCUGCCUUGAAUUAAACCUUCCUGAGGCUGUUA